This is a messenger RNA of Striga asiatica, 1098 nucleotides long. Lineage: Eukaryota; Viridiplantae; Streptophyta; Magnoliopsida; Lamiales; Orobanchaceae. The record is from the annotation of a GenBank genome assembly.
AUGGGGGACAAGAAGAUGAUGAAGAAAGAGAAAAAUCCAUCCCCGAAAAAGGCAGCAGCCGGCCGCCGCCGGUACUUCAAGAAGGAAUUCGAACGGCCUAGUUUCCCAAUCACCGUCGGUGAAAGAGACUGGAGACGGCAGGACAUUAUACAUGUCAACAAAUCGGGAUCCGGCGUGGUCACCAAGUCAUGGGUUGUCCCAUCUUCCUCCUCUUGCAACCUUAAUCAGCCGCCGCGUAAACAUUCGUGGCCGCAGCUUGCCCUAAUCGACAUCCCUCCCGAAAUUCAAGCGACUAACGAUACCGGAAAAUACAGCCUCAAGGGUUUUUUCCAUCAACGCCAAGUGACAUUGCAUUGUAGCGAGAGAUACCUUCUCUGGGGCCCGGACUAUUACAAUCUGCCCAGAGAUAGCAGUGUUCACUUCAGAACCGAGAGCUCCGGCAGCUUCCAAUUCGUCAUAACCGGCCUUACAUCACUCGCUUUCCCAUUUCCUAAAGGAGUCGAACAAUAUAACGCCGGCAAAUUCAGCUAUUACUGGCGUUAUGUGUCGAUAAUGAAGAGCUGCACGGUUAUCGAGCCUUUCUCAACAACCCAUCAUCAGUACAUGGAGUUGACCAACUUUAUCGGGCUCGGAGGAGAGAAAUACUACGCCAUUAGCCAGCAGGGCAGCCUUGCGGUUAUCGAGUACAGUGAAGGUUUGGGGGAUUACGAAAUUACCCGUUUGGGAAAAAACCGAGCUGUCCCUAGUAAGGCAUGCCGGCACUUUAGGGAGCAUUUGUUCAAGUACAAAGGUGGAAUCUUUUUGGUGUUUUUGCUGUCGAGGGCUUCGGUGAAUGUGGUGGAUGACGUGGAGGUUUUUGGGCUGGACGAGUCGAGCCUGUGUUGGAAGGAAGUCGAGAAGCUUCCGGAUGAUACCGUGUUUUUCGUGGAGGACAAGUGGUGCUUGGGGGUCUCGGCGAGUUUAUUCGGGUGCAAAAGGGGGGAAAACUGCGUGUACUUCUCGUACGAGAGGGCCGAUACUUGGUUUUGUUUCGACAUGAAAACGAGCUGCAUUUCGGUUACAGAGGGACCAGUGGAUGAUCUUCUGGCCUCGGAUUGA